Molecule: messenger RNA, 3184 nt
Organism: Struthio camelus australis
Lineage: Eukaryota; Metazoa; Chordata; Aves; Struthioniformes; Struthionidae
Gene: DYNLL2
Product: dynein light chain LC8-type 2
Biological process (GO): microtubule-based process
Cellular component (GO): cytoplasmic dynein complex
Molecular function (GO): dynein intermediate chain binding
Source: RefSeq, a predicted model, not a curated record
CAGCCCUCUGGGUAGUAAAUCCAAAUCCAGUUGAUUUGGCUUUUCUUAGCUGUUUUGCCCUGCCAGGGUUGUUUUUGAGCUGUAGGCUAAAACCCACUGGCUUAAAUCACAGUGCAGAAGGAAACAAACUGGCUGGAAAUGUUUUCCUCAGCGCUGUGAUAGAGGCAUGCGCUCUCUGGCAUUUGAGCUCAGUUUAUGUUCCUCCUGAUGCUAUUAGUGUAUGCUAAUAGCAGUGCUCUAUUAAACAUAUCUAAAACGUAUAAAUUAAGGUUGCAAUAGAAGUCUUCAACUACAGGCAGAGUGAAGAAUUGAAGUAUUGUAAUCAUAGGGUUGCAAUUAUGUAACUGGAUUCUCUUUCUCUCUGGUUAGCAGGCUCAUUUAAUUGCUGUAACAAAGCUACUCCUUCAGUUUUCUGGGACUGUUCCAGGAAGCAAUCAUUGCAGCAGAUUUUCUCCGCUCCCCAGUGGAGCUAAAAAUGUGUAGUUUCACUACCUCAAAACAUCUUUGGUAGUAUAGCUCAGACUUACAGCCCAGACUUAAAGAGUUUAGUAAACUUAAUGGUGCUCUGCAAGCUUAAUUGAAGGCACUCCUUGCCGUUAAGAGGCUUAUUCUCACAGUUUUAAGGUACUCUAGCAAGUACUGCUGCCAAGGUGACCAGCAGUGGUCCUUCUCGGCGCAGGCCUUCACCUGAUUAGUCCCCCCGGAUAUACAAGGCCCAGUCAGCGAGGCACGUGUUAUGGUUUGGGAGCAGUGGGCCUGGUGUCCUGAGAGGGUGUUAGAGUGCACUGGUCAGCAGUAGGACUGCACAGGGCUUCUUUGCUAGUGUAUGCGUUUGGGACCUUUGCUUGAAGACAGACAUCAGGACUGGGAUUGCAAAAAACCACUUUCUGUGGCAACAUGAACUGCACAGAAAACUUCCCAAUGCUGAAUGCCUCCUUGAAAAGGCCAUGGAAGACCUACAUGUAAAUGGCUCCACACUGACUAGUACAAAACACCUUGACCCCUUUCACCCUGUAAGGUAAUUAAGCAUUCAGAUCAAAUGUGCCACUUUCUGGUUUCUUAAAGGUCAUAUAGUACUGGCAUGCUGGUUUCCAGGACCUGUGUUGUGGCUCACAUGCAGAGGAAGAAAAACUGGAGGCCAUUUGCUAGGGCCCUGGCUGUGCCAGCUCUGUGGUGGGGCUUGUUUCCCCUCCAGGCCUAGUGUUCCUAGGCUGCAGCAGCAUGGUGUUAACCUGUUCCUGGUCUCUCAGACCUGCUUUGCAUGUGAACAGCUGAAGUCUAGGUUUCAGCAGCAAACCAGUGGUGAGGUGAGGGAAUGACAGGCUGGAUGUGGAAGAGCUCUCAUUCUAGGCUGAACUAGAAACAGUAACUGCAACUCUUAGCGUGGGGUGAAGUAAAAGCACUGCAUGCUUCCUGAGCCAUGAUACUGGAGAUGGGCAGUUCAGGGUCUCCUGCUUGCAAGGCUCUGAACAGCUGAGGCUCCAAACUGCUGGUGCACCUUGAAAGCAAACUUGGCUGUGAUGUAUUGAUGUGCAGGAGGGCUAUGUCUCUCUGCAGCUCUCGUCUCCUCCCACACAGUAAGCCUUUUCUGCAUGUGUUUAAUGCAGGUGGUGAUGUUGGACUAUUUCUGGUCUAACCUCCAGACUGUGCCAAUGCUACGGUGUUCCAGCUGUAAGGAGAAUCUUUGUCUGGGACCACUGUAGGCUACCCUGAUAUCAUCACUGGGGGUGCAAUAGGGGUUUUGUAGUAUUAGCUUGUGACGCAGCCUGCCAUAGGAAGGACAACCUCUGAUGCACUGGAGGGCUCCUCCCUUGGGAAGGGAUUAAAGGAAUCUAUGUUCUGCCUUAGGUUCACGAUGUCUGACAGAAAGGCUGUGAUCAAGAAUGCAGACAUGUCUGAGGACAUGCAGCAGGAUGCUGUAGACUGUGCUACACAGGCAAUGGAGAAGUACAACAUAGAAAAGGACAUUGCAGCAUACAUAAAGAAGGAAUUUGACAAGAAAUACAACCCAACUUGGCACUGCAUUGUUGGCAGAAACUUUGGCAGCUAUGUAACACAUGAGACAAAGCACUUCAUCUAUUUUUACUUGGGUCAGGUUGCAAUUCUCCUCUUCAAGUCUGGAUAGGAAGUAGGAGCAAGUGAAACUUGGACUGUAAUGCACUGAUGGCUGAAGCCACGACUCCCUUUAACAUGGCUAUGCCGCUGCAUGGACUGUAUACUAUAUUUAAUGUGUAUAUGUUGCAGUAAAAAUCUACUUCUGUUUAGUUGCCUGGGAAGAAGGCGGCAUUUUUUGUUACUGCUUUUUUGUUGUAUUGCACUAGGAAAAACCUGUAAAUGCUUAAACAAUGGCCUUUACGUGGGAAGAAAUAAAACUAUUCCACAACAGCUCCCUCAGUGGUAAUUCCUUCUUUGAGGCUGGGAAAACUUCUUUGGGCAGGCCAAAAAAAGACCUUGUUGACUUCCUUAUCAAGUUUUAUUAGACUGUUACUCUCGAAAUGAGGAGCAAUGCCAGCGUGAGCCUCUGUACCCACCCUGCAGACUGUAGAGAGCUGGCUCUCCCAGUAACCUCAGUGCAGGUACUUAGACCUUCCCUGAAAGUUGGUGGGGUGGCUCUUGUUAGUGGCAUUUUCAUCCAAAAGUUGAACUCCACCUUGGACUGUGAUAAACAGACUUGCAGCUGGCACCCUCAGUGUUUGUUCUUUUUCCAGUGCCCAUCACUGUAUUUCUGGCUCUGCUGAAACAUACUGAGCUAGACUUGUAAGCAACUCAGCCUGGUCUAGAAGACUUCAAUAAACAUCUCCCUUGAGUUGCUGGUGUGGAGCAGAAAGCGGCACGCUGUGGCUGAAGUCUUUAGACCUUGCUGCUAAGAUCUAAGGCUGGCCUUGUGGCCCAUCCCCCAAUGGACUAGGCUAUCAAAUUGGUGACUACUGACAACAGCUUUGUUUGGUAUAUUCUUAGCCAGUUGUCUCAACACUGCCUUAACUUGAUGCUCUCCUUAAAGCAAGCUAGUCAUGUGGAAGACUUGUAAGUGGCCACUGUCUCCUUUCUUAUUUUCUGUAGCUGAUAAGCUAUUUCUGGAGGGCUGUCCUCCAUGUUCUGAUACCUGCUUUUGUUCUUAAAGCACAGUACCAAGAAGUUAAAUUUACAUGUGAUGUUUGUGUGAAGGAAACUCAUGUGACAUCUG